Contarinia nasturtii (swede midge) is the source of this 2859-nucleotide messenger RNA. RefSeq lists its product as uncharacterized. The transcript is spliced from 3 exons. The coding region runs from base 1 to 2859 and encodes 952 amino acids. NCBI's taxonomy places the organism in Eukaryota, Metazoa, Arthropoda, Insecta, Diptera, Cecidomyiidae. The record is from RefSeq and is a predicted model, not a curated record. Gene Ontology annotation, molecular function: nucleic acid binding.
AUGUAUUUACAAGUGCGUUUGCGUGAAGAAGAUCAGGUGUUUCAAAAAUUGGUUUGGCGUGAUGAUCCAAGAAAGCCGUUGGAGGAUUAUUGCUUAACAACAGUGAUUUUCGGUCUAAAUAGUUCUCCAUUUUUAGCGGUUGCAACGGUACAAAAUCAUGUAAAGAAUGAAUCAGAGCAUUUUCCUGAGGCAUGUAAUAUCAUUAAAAACGAUUCAUAUAUGAAUGAUGUUAGCAGUGGUUGUGGUGAUCUUUCAAAAGCCAAAAAUUUAAGAAAAGAAAUCACACAAGUCUUGGCUGAUGCAGGUUUUCCAUUAAGAAAAUGGGUCACAAACAGUAAGGAGCUAUUGCGGAGCAUUCCAUUUGAUCAACAAGAACAACAGUUCAAAGAAUUUAAUACUGACAAAUAUGUUUUGGCGCUUGGCCUGAAAUGGUAUUUUGAACAAGACAGCAUCGGUUUUAAAACAAAAAUGGACGCAAGUAAAAAUAAAUUCACAAAAAGGUCAAUUUUGUCUCAAAUUGCUUCGAUUUUCGAUCCAUUGGGUUUGUUAGCUCCAAUUAUUAUUUACAACAAAAUUUUAAUGCAGCAAAUUUGGAGAGAAAACAUCGGAUGGGAUGAUGAAGUCAGCAAGCAGGUAGUCGAAAAAUGGAAUGCAUUCAAAGACCAGAUAGCAUUAAUUGAUCAAAUAAAACCGCAACGAUGGCUUCGGUGUUCAACUGAUUUAGAGAUUGAACUUCACGGAUUCGCAGAUGCAUGUGAUGCAGCAAUGGGUGCUUGUAUUUAUAUGAAAGUUUACGAUGAAGAUGAGGUGCAUGUUAAUUUAUUUACUGCUAAAACAAAGGUAGCACCAAUUAAGAAGUUGACAAUUCCAAAAUUGGAACUUUGUGCAGCAGUGUUGCUGGUAAAAUUAAUGCAAAAGGUUAAAAAAUCACUCAAAAUGGAGUCGGUUGUUACGCACUAUUGGUCGGAUAGUGAGAUAACUUUGGCAUGGAUAAGAGGCGAGCCAAGCAGAUGGAAAACGUUUGUUGCGAAUCGAGUUUCAAUCGUGCAGCAGGUCACUGAAAAGUCACAGUGGCAUUACGUAAAUACCAAAGCAAAUCCUGCGGAUCUCGCUUCAAGGGGUCUUUUGCCAAAACAGUUGAUUGAUAACAAGCUUUGGUGGCAUGGUCCAUCAAUUUUGUUAAAUAAACUAUAUAGCAACAUUCAUGACAAAACUUUUGAGACCAAUUUAGAGAAAAAAAAUAAUAAAACAACAAUUAUGCAUGCUAAAGCGGAAAUUAAUGUUUUGGACAGAUUUUCAACUUUAAAUAGAGCUAUUCGCUCAAUCGCAUUUUGCAAAAGAUAUAUGAAGCAACUCAAAUUACAUAAUAACACAAAACAAUUAUUGGAUCCAGAAACAGCCAAAUUGCAAAGUAAACAUCAAGUAUUGGAUAUCGACGAGUUAAAUGAUGCUAAAUUUACUCUUAUUAAAUUAUGUCAAGCAGAAUUUUUUAAAGAAGAAAUAAAUGAUUUAUUUAAUGCCAAUCAAUUUUCGAACAAAAGCAGUUUAAAACCUCUCUAUCCAUUUUUGGAUGGUAAUGGAAUUUUGCGAGUUGGUGGCAGAUUACAAAAUUCAGCGUUUGACUACAAUAAAAAACAUCCGAUUAUUAUUCCGUAUGGAUGCAAAUUAAUGAAAUUGAUUAUUGAUGAUGCGCACAAAAAAACGUUACAUGGUGGAAAUCAGUUGACUUUGUGUCAAAUACGUCAUGAAUACUGGGUUAUUGCUGCAAAAAGAGCAAUUAAAACUUAUAUAAACAACUGCGUCGUUUGUCAUCGAUUUAGAAGUCAAAAUUCGUUUCAGUUGAUGGGUAGUUUACCACCAGCAAGGACAAUGAUGGUGGAUAAAGCGUUUACCAACACUGGAACAGAUUUGUGUGGUCCAAUUUGGCUACGCAUGAUGGCAGCGAGAGAUAAUGAGCAAGCAAUCAAAGAUUUUAAUGAACAAGUGGAACAGGGGUUAGCAAAUAUGGCCACAAAAUUCCAUUUCAAUCCAAGUAUAAGUCCAUGGAUGGGUGGCAUUUGGGAGCGCGGUGUUGGGUCCAUAAAAUACCAUCUCAAAAGAACCAUAGCGGAUAGAAUUUUAACAUAUGAGGAACUUUCUACAGUGUUAACUCAAAUUGAGGCAAUUUUAAAUUCUCGACCUAUCACGCCUAUGACGGAAAAUCCAGAGGAUUUGGACGUUUUGACUCCAGGACAUUUCUUGAUUGGAAGUUCAUUGACUGCGCCAAUUGAACCAAAUUUGUUGCAAGCAAGGGAAAACCGUCUUACACGCUGGGAUUUAUGUAUGCGUAUGAAACAGGAAUUUUGGACAAAAUGGUCGAAUGAUUAUAUUUCUAAACUUCAGACACGCUCAAAAUGGAAAAAUCCACAAAAAAAUUUAAUGGUUGGAGAUAUGGUGCUUAUGAUGGAGGAAAAUACACCGCCUUUACAUUGGCCAUUGGGACGAGUAUCGAAAAUUUAUCCGGGAAAUGACAAUUUGAUGACAGAAACAGAGGAAGAAUUUUCUCGUACCAGUCACUGGGCAACAAGUUAUACUAUGAUGGCAGCGCUUGAAUUUGAAAAACAACAACAAGCAAUUCUUGAAAUGUUGGCAAGUGAAAAAAGAUUAGUUCCGCAAUGGUUGAAACCGGAUGUUUUAACGUCACAAAUACAAUUGAUUUCAGAAAAUUUACGACAAAAUCUUCGAUUAAUCGGUGACAAUGUGAAUGAUCAAAUGUUAGCAAUUUAUAAAUUAUCAACGGUGGAGGUAUUUUCAACUUCACAAGUUCUAGCGAUCAUGGUGCAAAUACCGCUAAUUGAUACAAAUCAAUUCAACUGUUAA